GUGGAGUCCGACAUCCUGCGCCGGGUCCGGACGCUGCUGCGAGAGCUGGACGGGCACCACCCGGCCUGCCAGUGUGACCGAGGGAUGCUGCGAUGGACCCUGCAUAAAAAAAUCGACCAGAAUCCCAGUAACAGCUCUGUCCUGGUCAGGAUCCUGGUGAAGGAGCUGGAAAGGGCAGAGCGGGGUGACUUCAGGCAUUACAUCAUCCCCUUGCUGCACACCCUGAUGUACACCUUGAUCAAGGCUCCCUGCAUCUCUGAGGAGCUCUGUGGCAGAGUCUACGACUUCUGCAAGAAGCUGCUGACCCUGCCCAAGCCUUUCUGCACCAUUGGGCUGGACUAUGCCACCAGGCUGAAGGUGGAGAGGACAGCACCAGGUACCUUGUACCAAAGAAUGGUCAUUUCUGAACAAAGCCUGAAAAGCGACCCGUACCCUUACCAGGAAAAGAUUUUCAUCUUUGCUGACCCAGAGCUGCUCCCUGAAGCCAUCUGCAAUGCUCUGCUCACCGACACAGAGGCAGCUCAGGUGUCCCAGAGCCCCCGGGCCUGCAUGUGCCACGUUAUCACCCACGCGGUGCAGGCGGCCCUGGGCGAGGGCUGCGACCUCGGCGGCCUGAGGGGCAGACUCCAGGAUAUGCCCACCAGUGAGGUGGAGCACUGGUUCCAGCAGGUGGUGGUGGCAGUGGAGUGUGCAGGAAGCGAGGGGAGCACAGCCAGAGGCCAGCACACAGCCCGGCUGGAGGAGAUCUACCGGGCCCUCCUCAGCUCCUCGCAAGCAGGCAAUGUUCCCAUGGGAGGGCUGCAGGACACACCUCUGCCCAACCCCACCAUCAGCUUUCACCUCUGGACAGAAGAAAACCAGCUCUGGAAGGAGCUGGUGCUGUUCAUCCGCCCGCUGUCGCAGAGCUGCGAGCCCGACUGCCUCGGCCAGGACCUGGACAGCUUCGAGAUCCAGGACAUCAUCUCAGACUGUGAAUGCUGCGAGCAGACCCGCUUCUCUGUCCUCUCCACCGACAGUGGGAUCGAGCGAGACCUGCCCGUGGCAGCGGAGGAAUCCUUGGCCCCUUGCGGUGCCGAAACGGAGCAAUCCCGGCUCCACAGGAGGGGCGGCAUCAAAAAAAAGCCAUCACCGCUGGAGAGCGUGGCCUUCCUGCAGGCUGGCUGCAGCAGUCCCGGGGUGAAGCCCUCGGUGAAGCUGCAGAAGAGAUCAGGAACCCCCCAGGAUGCUGCAGCCCCGCUGCAGAGGCUGCACACUGCCCGCAUCGUGCUGCUGGGGGACGACCGCAUCCUGGGGCGCCUGGCCCAGGCCUACCACUCUCUGAGGAAACGGGAAACGCGGCGGGUUUUUCUGACUCCCAGGCUGAACCUGCAGUUCUACUACAUCCCGGUGGUGGCAGGGCAGCCAAACACCUCGGCUGUUGUGGACCACCCUUCCAGCAGCCACGAGGAGCUGUGUGAGGUGGCCGGGUACCUGGGCAGAGCCGACCCGUGGUACGAGAGCAACAUCAACACCCUGUGCCACGUGAUUCCCAAGCUGGCCACCAUGCCCCCCUCGCCAAGCAAACACCUGGUGACCGAUCUGUUCAUCACCGACAUCAUCGCCUACUACGUCCGCAUGGGCCUCCAGCCCGUCUGCUUCCAGGUCUACGCUGUGAAGGUUUUCUUCAACGACCCGGCACAGGAGCCGGCUGAGGACGUGUUCCUCACGGAGCUGUGCACCCAGGGGCAGGACAGCAUCUCCCACAGAGAGUUAAGCGUGACCAAGAAGAAAACAACCCUGGAUGGCCCUGGCAUAGAUCUCACAGUAACAUACAGAAAGGUUGUGGUGAGCGAGCGGGAGAAGGAGCUGGACAUGUCCCUGCGCUCCACAGGCCUGGUGAUGAAAGCCAUCCCUUCUCAGGAGGCUGAAGACCUGGAGUGUCUGAAUGUGACCAUCACUGAAAUCAUCAGGACCAGCAACUUGUCAGGAAAGUCGUUCUCAGCUGUGGCAAACAGGUUGAAAACACGAAAUAUCACGAUCAGGAGCACAGAGCAGAGACCCUUCACGGUGUGUCUGGACAAGGACAGCAGAAGAACCUACAGGAACGUGAUCAGCCUGGAAGUGUCUCCUUGCCUAGAGCCCAGCUACUGCUUGCAAAAGACAAGGACCAUGAAAUUCAGCCUUCACGAAACAGAGGACGUGGGGCUUGUGAAAUACCUGCCCAAGUCUCUGCUCCUGCCCAUCAACACGUUUGCAGGUGUCAUGCAGUGAGGAAAGCAAGAGAAAGCUGCUGUGGGAGAUGUUUCAUUGGGCCAUCACAGAGGACAUGGAAAAGGAAAAUGCACUAAAAGGCACCAGUGGAGAUUUUCCAGUGGUAAUGGUGUGAAAAGCUGCGAGAGCAGAGGUGGAUGGGGCUCAGCUGUGCCCUGCUGGGUGACAGUGUGACCAC
This is a messenger RNA of Empidonax traillii (willow flycatcher), 2428 nucleotides long. RefSeq names its product phosphoinositide-3-kinase regulatory subunit 6 (gene PIK3R6). The transcript is spliced from 18 exons. The coding region runs from base 85 to 2250 and encodes 721 amino acids. Gene Ontology annotation, biological process: G protein-coupled receptor signaling pathway; positive regulation of MAP kinase activity. Gene Ontology annotation, molecular function: 1-phosphatidylinositol-3-kinase regulator activity. Lineage: Eukaryota; Metazoa; Chordata; Aves; Passeriformes; Tyrannidae. The record is from RefSeq and is a predicted model, not a curated record. Gene Ontology annotation, cellular component: phosphatidylinositol 3-kinase complex, class IB.